CGAACUCAAAGUACAAGUGGCACCGGCCGAGUGACUUCUUCUCGAAUGCUGUUUUCAUUCAACUGUGACUCUGUAGCUAAUCACUUGCAGCACGCUAGAGACUUGCCUGUGUUCAGGUCAGCCAGGGUCAGCCAAGCCGGUCUGAAUCUUUAUUUCGAUCGUCAUACCAAGGACCCCUCUACUAUGCUAGAGGGGCUGACCGCGGUCGCUCUUGGCUAAAUCCAAGUCAGACUCCUCUCAAGUCGCCGUUCAUAUCAUAACCAGCACACCACCUCCACGCAGAGCGUGUCAUCCACUCCUUUCGCAGUCAAUCUUGCUGUCCUCCUAGCAUCGCAAUUUUAGUAUUUCGGUUCCGUUGCUUGCCAUGAUGACUCCACAAACCGCCCCUGUCACUCGCGCUAUCCAUGAUCGCAUACGGUGUCAGCCUGUUUCCAGUGGUACGACCCUCUGUAUUGGGGACAUCGUUACAAUCAUUGUGAUCAGUAUUGUCUUUAUCCUCGCACUCUCGUGUAUUUUCUGGACAUGGCGGAUAGUCCAUCGUCAUGCUAUCGCUGAUCAGGAACAAGCUUCAUCCAAUCGCGAUCCCUACAAUGUAGUCUCCCCUUCACUGGAUAGCUCCGUUCUCGUGAGAAAGGGUGUCGUGCGCGAACCGUACAAGCCGGUGCAGGCCAAAACAGCUGGGCCUGACGUCUUCUGGUCACCGCAGGCCCAGCUGCCUGAACUCAAGUUUCAUCUCGAUCCUCUACCCACCAUGGAAGAAAUGACAGAGAUGAGAAACAACUUUUCCAUUCGCCCAUUUUCUUGCCACUUUCCAUCGUCACCCUCUCCCCGUUCCAGCUUGGUAUCUUUGAACCCGCCUCUGUUACAGUCACAGUCCUUCGGGGGUGCGGCACACCUACCUACGCGGAGCGGCAGCCAGAAGUUCGACAUGUUACCAGAUAGCGCAUGUUUUGAAGGCGGUGGCGAAAUCUCGCUUGGCAAAGCGAUUCCAGCUGUACCCGGUGACCGAUAGUUCUCACUCGAGUGUGAAGUUCGCAUAAGAGUCCUGGACUUGUGGAUGACGGUGACGGGUCGGGUGGGUUGCUGUGCGGAUAUGAGAUGAAGUUGCUCUUACAGUACUCCCACUUUUUGCGUUCGAAGCACCUGUUGCAGUCUUCCGCGAACAGGAGUGUAAUAUAUGGCAACAGGAGUCGAUGGUAAAAUAGAUCGCAAUCGCAUGCUGUCACGUUGAUUGCACCACCCGAGCCUAGGGCCACAGGCCUACGAGUGCGAAGGCGUACUAGUAUGGGCAAACCAAACAGGAUCGCUGAGCAUUUAAUAAGUGAUGAAUUGAUGUUCGAAAGAACCGCGUUAGCCUUAUGGGUAGAAGGCACAGUAGAGCACUAUAGGUGUGUG
Molecule: messenger RNA, 1395 nt
Organism: Suillus discolor
Lineage: Eukaryota; Fungi; Basidiomycota; Agaricomycetes; Boletales; Suillaceae
Exons: 3
Coding region: 365-1012 (215 amino acids)
Source: RefSeq, a predicted model, not a curated record